CACUUCCAUCUCGCAGCAAUUGGAUGCCCCUUGUCCAGUGUCUGAUCUACUUGUUGACUUUGGUCAAGCAUGACUGACCCCUUUAUUAAUAGGGUGCAGCCUAGGACAUUGGGCGGUCGCCGACGAUGCCUUCCUGUCAUCCAUGGUGCUCCCAGGUCAUCAGGCAUGCCUUCCUCCAUGGCUAUCAUGCCUUCCCCAGAGGUUGUCAUUUGGCACAACCGUAUUUUGCAUGGAAAGGUUGAAAGCGCCACUGGGCAACAUGACGUUUUUGCCCACCAACGUAAAAUUUGAACACUUGGUUUUUUCCAAGUAUAUCAGGCGGUUUUCUUUCCUGGAUCACUUAUUUCUUUCUUUUCUUCACUUCCAACACUUACUGAUACACUUACUGAUACACUUACUUCUUAUCAUCUCUCACUUUCUCCCCAAUCUAACCGAGAAACAGUCGACAUCAUGAUUCUGCUGCGGACAUUUCUUGAAUCCAUCAGCUUCCUUUUUACUCGAAGACGAACCAUGCCAUUCCCCAAGUUGGAAGACGGGCCCAAGUUGGAACACGGGCCCAAGUUGGAACACGGACCCAAGUUGGAAGACGUGACCAAGUUGGAAGACGUGACCAAGUUGGAAGACGUGCCACGUAUUGUCGAGAAUGAGCUGUCCUGUUGGCACGCUGAUCUGGCAUCCCUCCACGACAUCUUCUAUCGGCCGGGCCACGACGACGUCAUCAGCAUCUUUGUUCUUUGCGACGAUAUUAUACAUGCGCUUAGCGUGUCCAGCCGAUGCGAGGGCAACUUCGACCACGACGCAGAGGACCUCCAAAUCGAGUUCGACUUGAUCUCAAGGACUAGGCUUGUCCAGCACCUGAGGAGCGCCAUCCAACUCCGUAAACAGGCGCACAAGUGGGGCAACACUUUGCGGGAACUCAGAAGCAAGCUUGAGGGAGGGCCACGGGUGAGGCCCAGAAUUGGACUUGGUGAUUUGGCUACGACUUGGUCCGUUUAUGUCGCGGCAUGCAACCAGUUCAACCGUCGUUUCCUGUACAACGGCAUCCUACUGUUCCUUCUGACGUUCGUGAGCUGUACACUACUGCAAACAUACUGGGCCAUCCCAGUCAUUAUUUUUGGCUAUACAGUCUCUUGCUGCCAACAUGCCUACAAGGAACACAUCGAAGCUCAGGCUCAGCGUGUUCAGGUCAUCAAACUUCUCAAGGACUCUAUGGACGAGGUACCCAGCUUGUUAGAGCGGGCACAGGCUUGCGAGAACAAGAUUACGGAUCUAGUGAGGAGGUCGCGUGUCUAUCCACCAACCAUCUCCGACUUUAUUACCAUGGCCUGCAGAAUACAUGGGGAACCCAGUAUGGACGAGAGAAAGGCUCGAGUGAAUGUUAUGGUGCCCCAGUGGAUCGAGCUGUUUGGGAACCCUGACCUGCCUCAACAUGGAGGAUUGGACCAAGAGAUGAGAAGGUUGGCGGGUGAUAUUGCCGACAUGUUGAUGUGGACUUUUGGGGAUGCUGGCAGAUAUUCUGUGGAUAGGGAGACUUGAGAGGAGACGAAGAGGGAGCGUCAAAUUUUGGGGUUCUAUGGGCCGGUAAGAGGGAUGAAGCAUGUGAGGUUUGCAUUUGGGAAGGCUCUGAUCAGAGUCAUACGUCUUGCUCCGGUGUAUGUCCGUGGCAAUGAAGCGAUUAUACCAUACGAUCAAAGCUGCAUGCUUUGGCAGUUUACUGGUAAUAAUAGAGAGCGUUGGUUUGGCCAAUCUGCUUCGCAGUGUGGUG
Messenger RNA from Podospora bellae-mahoneyi, 1765 nucleotides. RefSeq lists its product as uncharacterized. The record is from RefSeq and is a predicted model, not a curated record. Lineage: Eukaryota; Fungi; Ascomycota; Sordariomycetes; Sordariales; Podosporaceae. Bases 451 to 1536 code for a protein of 361 amino acids. The transcript is spliced from 3 exons.